CGAGCGGCAAAGGCACGACCCUGCUGCAGGUGACGAGCGAGGCGAAGAAACAGGUCCGGCUUGCGGCGCCUCUCAUCGUGGGAUGCCUCCUGCAGAACGUAAUCCAGAUGAUAUCGGUGAUGUUCGUGGGGCACCUCGGCGAGCUCGCGCUUGCCAGCGCUUCCAUGGCCACCUCCUUCGCCAUCGUCACCGGCUUCAGCUUUCUGACGGGCAUGUCGUGCAGCCUGGAGACGCUGUGCGGGCAAGCGUUCGGGGCGAACCAGGACCACAUGCUGGGGGUGUACAAGCAGCGGGCGAUGGUGGUGCUGGGCCUGGCGAGCGUCCCGAUCGCGGCGGUGUGGGCGAACACGGGCUGGAUCCUGCUCCGGCUGGGGCAGGACCCGGAGAUCGCGGCGGGCGCCGGGCUGUACAUCCGGUGGAUGCUCCCGUCGCUGCUCUUCUACGGGUGGCUGCAGUGCCACGUCCGGUUUUUGCAGACUCAGAAGAUCGUGGUGCCGAUGAUGGUCAGCUCCGGCGCCACCGCCGCCAACCACGUGCUCGUCUGCUGGGCGCUGGUGUACAAGCUGGACAUGGGCAUCAAGGGGGCGGCGGUGGCCAACUCCAUCUCUUUCCUCACCAACGUCUCCAUCCUCGCCCUCUACGUCAGGCUCUCGCCGUCCUGCAAGACCACCUGGACGGGGUUCUCCUGCCAGGCGUUCGACGACAUCCCCGCCUUCAUGAAGCUCGCUGUCCCGUCUGCAAUCAUGGUCUGCAUGGAGUGGUGGUCGUUCGAGAUCCUGGUGCUACUUGCUGGCCUUCUCCCUAAUCCCAAACUCUCCACAGCCGUCCUCUCCAUCUGCCUGAACACUAAUUCCUUGGUGUGUACUAUCCCCAACGGGCUCUCUUCCUCCAUAAGUACGCGCGUCUCCAAUGAACUCGGAGCGGGGCGACCUCGGGCAGCCCUUCUGGCUGCCCGUGUUGUCAUACUGUUGGCAUUUCUGGUAGGCACUUCCGAAGGCCUUCUCCUGAUUCUAGUGCGACACCUAUGGGGUCAUGCCUACAGCAAAGACCAGGAGGUGGUUGCCUCUGUCGCGAAGAUGAUGCUCAUCCUGGCACCCUCCGUCUUGUUUGACGGCCUCCAGUACGUUCUCUCAGGUAUUGUUAGGGGCUGCGGACGACAAAAGAUUGGUGCUUUUGUCAACUUCGUUGCAUACUAUAUCGUUGGUAUUCCUGCAGCGCUAGUGUUCACCUUCGUCUGUCAUCUUGGUGUACAGGGGCUGUGGUUGGGAAUAGUCAGUGGGUUGGUCACACAGACGUUGCUGCUUCUCGUCAUUUCAUUUGGCACCAACAAUUGGGAAAAACAAGCGAUGGAUGCAAAGGACAGAAUUUUCACUUCGUCACCAACAGAGCCAUGAUCAUAGACAUCACAUAACAUCGACGACAAAACUUCAAGCCCAUCAUGCUAUUAUACUACUAAGUGAAAACCUGAGACAAUAUGUCUUUGUGAAGGUGGAUAGCGAAUAGAUUAACUCUAUUCUUGCAAAUUUUGGUAGCUACUGAAGAGAAAACUACUGUAUGCUCAGGGGGGCCAAGAAGUUUCUAGAAGUCUGGACAAC
This is a messenger RNA of Lolium rigidum, 1595 nucleotides long. Its product is annotated as protein DETOXIFICATION 16-like. The record is from RefSeq and is a predicted model, not a curated record. Lineage: Eukaryota; Viridiplantae; Streptophyta; Magnoliopsida; Poales; Poaceae. The transcript is spliced from 8 exons. Gene Ontology annotation, cellular component: membrane. Gene Ontology annotation, molecular function: xenobiotic transmembrane transporter activity; antiporter activity. Gene Ontology annotation, biological process: xenobiotic detoxification by transmembrane export across the plasma membrane. The coding region runs from base 108 to 1394 and encodes 428 amino acids.